AGCACAUGGGAGUAAGGGACAUCACAAGAAGUUCAAAAAGAAGAUAGCAGCUUGCAUUGGCUGUUUGUAGAAGAGGUGGAAACCCAAACUUUCUUGGGAAAAAGCAGGUAUCUGUAGAGGGAUUUCUCAUGAUGGAAGGAAAAUUAAAAAUUAUAAUGAUAAUAAUUGUAAUGCAAUAUUAUCCUGAGCAUUUCUAUUGCGCCAUUGGGCAGUGCCGCCUGUUGCCGGACCCAUCUGCUAUAUUUGCUCGAUUCACUUUGGUUUGAGCGAUGACUCUAGUCUAUAAAUAGGCAGAGCAAAGAGCAAAGAACAAUAGCAAUUAAGUUAUACAGAGCAUCUCAUCUAGAAAAUCAAUCUAUAAGGAGAAAAGAAAGUUGCUUAAUUUGUGAAAAAUUGUAAUGGCUUCUUGCAAGAUAUGCAUCAUCAUUACCAUUGCGGCUGUAUUUCUUCCUUCAAUUUUGGCUACAGAAUUUGUUGUUGGUGAUGAGACAGGAUGGACUACCAACUUUGAUUAUCAAGCUUGGGCUCAGGGAAAGAAAUUUCAUGUUGGAGACAAGCUUGUUUUUAGGUAUCCACCAGAAACACACAAUGUGUUGAGAGUUAAUGGAACUGGAUUCCAACAAUGCAAGGCGCCUACUGGCAUAGAGGCCUUGACCAAUGGAGAAGAUACCAUCCCACUCACAUCUCCAGGCAGGAAAUGGUACAUCUGUGGUGUGCGCAACCAUUGUGAAUCUGGGAAUAUGAAAAUCACCAUAAAUGUGUUGCCUGAGUUGGGAUCUCCGACAGGUUCGCCUUCUCCCAGCCAAACCCCAAUUUCAGCAGCAACAGGCAGCAGUGCUUUAACUGGAUUUUGUGGGUGGAUUAUUGUUGCCAUAACUGGAAUUCGUGGAAUGUUCAUUGUUUAA
Hevea brasiliensis (rubber tree) is the source of this 905-nucleotide messenger RNA. Its product is annotated as blue copper protein 1b-like. Gene Ontology annotation, cellular component: plasma membrane. The transcript has 2 exons. The coding region runs from base 399 to 905 and encodes 168 amino acids. Lineage: Eukaryota; Viridiplantae; Streptophyta; Magnoliopsida; Malpighiales; Euphorbiaceae. Gene Ontology annotation, molecular function: electron transfer activity. The record is from RefSeq and is a predicted model, not a curated record.